Molecule: messenger RNA, 429 nt
Organism: Sclerotinia borealis F-4128
Lineage: Eukaryota; Fungi; Ascomycota; Leotiomycetes; Helotiales; Sclerotiniaceae
Source: the annotation of a GenBank genome assembly
AUGUAUUCCAUCGCGCCCUCCCCCUCCCCCAUCCCCACCCUCCUAUCCGACCCAAUUCCCUCCACCCCACCCGACACAUCCGCUCCUUCAAUCCUCCGCUACAUAAUCGGCUUCCUACUCAUCGGCAUCGCCUGGGGCUUCACCACCCCCUUCAUCCGAGCCGCCGCACGAACUCAUCAACCUCCCACUCACCCCAUUCUCUCAUCUCACGCUGUCACCCAAUCAUAUUUUAAAUCGAAGUUGUAUGGCGCAUUUUUCGGAGUCGUGGAUCUUUUGAAAAAUCCUAGAUAUGCCAUUCCGUUGGUGGUGAAUUUGACGGGGAGUAUUUGGUUUUUUUUGCUGAUUGGUCAGGCUGGUGAGUUUGAUUUCUUUAUGUUUGAGGUGAUUUUUGGGGGUGACUUUGGGGGAGAAGAUUGGCAAGUGGUGUGA